CUAGGAGUUCCUGAACGCAGCAUCAGGAUCCUAGACUGCGACUCUUCAGAGAUUAGCAGACUGUUACUUUUUCGGGUGAUUACUGGAAACAUUGAAACGUGACACUUGACAUAGUUUUUAUUAUUUUGAUUUAAUGUAUUAGAAUGACGCUUCUCUAAACCUGUCAAUAGAGGGAAAUGACAUGUCAAUGGCAAAAACUUGACCCAACUCGACUCUCUGCUGCCGUUGCAGUGAAGGAGACGGAGUGAACAGCAACAGCCAACUGAAGUUUACUACUGUUUCCUCGAUAACAAAGGGGGACACUCACUUUUUUGACGAUUAUUCGACGCCAUCGUUUAGUUAAAGGUCUGAAAAACAUUCAACAUGCAAGCCGUACCUACCCGCCGUGUCUCUGUUACAAAAGGACAUGGAGCAGGGGGAAGGACCGUCUGAGUAGCAAAAAUCCACCUAAAUUCACUGCCUUGGCUUCAUCAAACCAUCACCACCAGAUUUGAUCAAGCUAAAUAAAUGUAAAGGAUCUUUUGUGUCGAGCUAUCAUGGAUAUUUUUCCCCGGCCAAGCGGUGAAAUCCAGAGAAGGAACCCCCAGCAUGACUUUGAGCUCAUUCAGAGGGUGGGAAGUGGCACAUAUGGAGACGUGUACAAGGCUCGAAACAUACAGACAGGAGAGCUUGCUGCUGUGAAGAUCAUAAAGUUGGAACCAGGGGAUGACUUUUCCAUCAUACAGCAGGAAAUCUUCAUGGUGAAGGAAUGCAUGCACCACAAUAUUGUGGCCUACUUUGGGAGCUACCUCUGUCGAGAGAAACUUUGGAUAUGUAUGGAGUACUGUGGUGGAGGAUCUCUGCAGGACAUUUAUCAUGUGACAGGACCUCUGUCAGAGCUUCAAAUAGCAUAUGUUAGCAGAGAGACUUUACAGGGUUUGGGAUAUCUGCAUACCAAGGGCAAGAUGCAUCGGGACAUCAAGGGUGCCAACAUACUUCUAACUGACAAUGGAGAUGUGAAGUUAGCUGACUUUGGGGUUGCUGCCAAAAUAACAGCCACCAUUGCCAAAAGAAAGUCCUUCAUUGGAACUCCCUACUGGAUGGCUCCAGAAGUUGCAGCAGUGGAGAAGAACGGUGGCUACAACCAGCUGUGUGAUAUCUGGGCUGUUGGCAUCACGUCCAUAGAGCUGGCUGAGCUACAGCCGCCCAUGUUCGACCUCCACCCAAUGAGGGCCUUGUUUUUGAUGUCGAAGAGUAGCUUUCAGCCUCCUAAGCUAAAAGACAAAAACAAAUGGUCUGCUGCCUUCCAUAACUUUGUCAAAGUGUCUCUAACGAAGAACCCAAAGAAGAGGCCCACAGCAGAAAAACUUCUAUCACAUGUGUUUGUGGCCCAGACGGGUUUGACAAGAAGGCUUGCAGUUGACCUCUUAGAUAAGAUGAACAACCCAGACAACCAUCAGCAUUACAAUGAAGUGGACGAUGAUGACCUUGAGCCCCUCUCUGCUGUCAGACACACCAUCCGAUCCAGCAACAAACAGUCCAGAGCUGAGAGGACACGCUCAGAGAUAGAUUCAAACAAUGGGAUAAGCCAAGGAGGGCCAUGCUCAAGUCCUAGCUUCACUGAGCGACACAGGGGGGACGCAGUCGACAAGCUCCAGUUCGAACCACCUCUUCGGAAGGAAACAGAGGCUCACUCUGAAAUGGAUGUGAGUAAAGAUAAUGACUUCCCUUCACCCUGGAGUCCCUUUGCAGAGGGAGGAAUAACAACCAGGAGCCUUCUCAAAAGCGUUGAGGAUGAAUUGUUCCAACGGGGACACGUUGCUCCUUUGGAAGAUGCCUUUGAAGAAGUGGAGCUAUCGACCCUCAAGCCAGGAGUUCCCCCUCCUCUGCCCCCAAAGCCACGAUUAAACAGUUCAUCCGAGGAGAUUGGCCUUAAUGAUGAGCGGUCUCUGACGGUGCGGAGGUUUCCUAAUUCUGAAAAUGGGCCAAGUCAGGCGGCCCGCAGACAGAGCACACCUGGGCAGGGCAACAAGUUGGAGCACUCUUCUCCAGAUUUCCUCUCUGUCAGCGUCAGCAGCCCCGGCCUUUUGUCUCAUGCAUCUGAUCCUGCUCUCUGUAAAUCUGAAUGUAAAGACAAUGAUUCAGAUGAGAGUGUCAAUGGAGGCAGUCCUAAGCCACCACCCAACCGGCAACACAGAAAGGAGAAAAAGGAAUUUCCGAAACCAGCUAUCAACGGUCUUCCACCCACUCCUAAAGUACUGAUGGGAGCCUGUUUCUCAAAGGUAUUCGAUGGCUGUCCACUGAAGAUCAACUGUGCCACAUCAUGGAUUCAUCCAGACACCAAAGAUCAGUACCUGAUCUUUGGGACAGAGGACGGCAUCUACACAUUGAAUCUUAAUGAGUUGCAUGAAGCCACAAUGGAGCAGCUGUUUCCCAGGAAGUGUACAUGGCUGUAUGUUAUUAACAACAACCUGAUGUCGUUAUCAGAAGGGAAAACCUUCCAGCUGUAUUCCCACAAUCUCAUCGGCCUGUUUGAGCAGCUGAAGAAGCCCGGCCUCGCUGCUCAGUUUCAGACUCACCGCUUCCCAGACAAAAUUUUACCCAGGAGAUUUGCCUUGACAACUAAGAUCCCUGACACAAAGGGCUGUCACAAGUGUUGCAUUGUGAGAAACCCAUAUACAGGCCACAAAUACCUCUGUGGAGCUCUGCAAUCUGGGAUUGUGCUGCUGCAGUGGUAUGAGCCCAUGCAGAGGUUCAUGCUCAUCAAGCACUUUGACUUCCCUCUCCCCAGCCCGCUCAAAGUGUUUGAGAUGCUGGUGGUCCCAGAGCAGGAGUACCCUCUGGUGUGUGUGGCCAUCAGUCAGGGCACAGAGCCAGGCCAGGUGGUCCGCUUCGAGACCAUUAACCUCAACUCCUGCUCCUCCUGGUUCACAGAGAUGGGAACAAAUAAUCAGCAGGUGGAUGCCAUACAUGUCACUCAGUUGGAGAGAGACACAGUAUUGGUGUGUUUGGACCAAAAUUUGAAGAUAGUUAAUCUUCAGGGGAGACUGAAGUCCAACAAGAAGCUGGCAUCUGAGCUCAGUUUUGACUUCUGUAUUGGAUCUGUUGUGUGCCUUCAGGACAGUGUGCUGGCCUUCUGGAAACAUGGCAUGCAGGGAAAGAGCUUCAAGUCUAAUGAGGUGACUCAGGAGAUUUCUGAUCCGAGCAGAGUCUUCCGCCUUCUUGGUUCUGACAGGGUGGUGGUGUUGGAGAGCCGGCCGACCGACAACCCAACGGCCCUCAGUAACCUCUACAUCCUCGCAGGACACGAGAACAGUUACUGAUCUAAUGUCAUACGCCACAAGAGGAGGACGACGGGCUUCAUUUUGGGAGAAACCUCCAGACUUUGACCUGUUGGAAGGGGAGACUUGUGGUUUUAAACAGUUAUUGGGAGAUUUCGUUACCGAUCAGAGGACGGAUAGGUCGGUGGGUACAAGCCGAGCCUCUCGGGUUGGAUUCAUUCGUAGCCUUACACCAGCAGCGUGUCGACUGUAGCCCCGCUCUUCACCAACGACAACGAGAGCUUCAACGAACAUCGUUACUUUGCGUUUUUCUGACUUUUCUGUACUGUGGACUGAGUUACAAACAUUUUAUCUAGAGGUAUUACUGCAAAAGUGCCAUUAAAAUUCACAAGAAUUUGUGAUUGUAUUAGCAAACAGUGGGAGAUUUGUGUUAUUUUUCUGCAACGUGUCACCCCUAAUGAGUCGAUGGCAACUUUAUUAGGCUUGAAAGGAGAUUUUUUACAGCUCUGUAGUCGAACUAAUAGAUCAAACAGAAACCCAUGAGCCAUGUGGGUUAUUUAAGCAAUAUUUAUUAACCUCAUGUUAAGUAACAGUUGGAUUUCCAGACGGUGACAGUGCAGUCCUGCUCUGAAUAGGAUUAACUACCUAGUGAACAGUUUCUGAGCAGCUUCGGGUUAUUUUUACUGCUUUGUAAUAUAGUCGCAUCUAUCCUGCUCUGCUGCAUUUUUAGAAGUUGAAUAUAAUGUAAAAUGUUUUUCUUUACCCCUUCUUUUAUAGACCCUUUACUUUCAUUAUUUGCACCAUGUAAGCACUUUUGUACAUUUUUUUUAUUUAAAAUCAAAUGACAAAAUGAGGGACGAUGCUAGGUUUUGUUAACAUCUUUGCAUUCCCUUUGCAAAAUGUUUAAUGUAUGCUGUUUUUGUAAUAAAAAAAACGCUGUUGUUAACAAGA
Molecule: messenger RNA, 4211 nt
Organism: Sphaeramia orbicularis (orbiculate cardinalfish)
Lineage: Eukaryota; Metazoa; Chordata; Actinopteri; Kurtiformes; Apogonidae
Gene: map4k5
Product: mitogen-activated protein kinase kinase kinase kinase 5
Exons: 37
Coding region: 537-3302 (921 amino acids)
Biological process (GO): protein phosphorylation; intracellular signal transduction
Cellular component (GO): cytoplasm
Molecular function (GO): ATP binding; MAP kinase kinase kinase kinase activity
Source: RefSeq, a predicted model, not a curated record